Humulus lupulus (European hop) is the source of this 968-nucleotide messenger RNA. Its product is annotated as REF/SRPP-like protein At1g67360. Bases 126 to 824 code for a protein of 232 amino acids. The record is from RefSeq and is a predicted model, not a curated record. NCBI's taxonomy places the organism in Eukaryota, Viridiplantae, Streptophyta, Magnoliopsida, Rosales, Cannabaceae. The transcript has 3 exons.
AGCUUAGCUAUAAAUACAAGUCUGUACCAGCUACAGGAUGAUAUUUUAGGUUCGAAGGAAGCUGAAAACAAACGCCAAAGAAAAGAAGCAAAUCAACUCAUAUUCGAUUCCAAAUUCCGAACGCCAUGGCCACCGAUAAGACUGAGAGUGGAGAACUGAAGCGGCUGGGUUUUGUGAGGGUCGCGGCGAUUCAAGCGCUGGUGUGCGUGUCGAAUCUGUACGACUACGCGAAACAGAACUCGGGGCCUCUGCGAUCUGCAGUUGGGACUGUUGAGGGUGUUGUCACCACCGUCGUCAGUCCAGUCUACGACAAACUCAAGGGCGUUCCGGACGAUCUCCUUGUUUUUCUCGACAAAAAGGUAGACGAAGCUACACACAAGUUUGAUAAGCAUGCGCCACCGUUGGCUAAGCAGAUCGUUAACAAAGCUCAUUAUUUGACGCUUAAGGCAACGGAGAAGACUCAGAAAUUUGUAAACGAUGCACGAACAGAAGGCCCUCGUGCGGCUGUGAGCCAUGCUGCGACGGAUUACAAGCACUUUGUGAUGGAUCGGACAGUGAAUCUUUGGGUUGCAGUAAACAGGUACCCGGCCAUUCACCAGGUGGCAGAGAAGGCGGCGCCAACGGCGGCACAGUGGUCGGAGAAGUACAACCAUACUGUGAAGAAUUUGACGCAGAAGGGUUAUGCUGUGUUUGGGUAUUUGCCAUUGGUUCCUGUGGAUGAGAUAACGAAGGCGUUCAAGCAGGGUGAGACAGGAAAGAAAGUAGAGCCGCCUGUUGAUUCAAAGGAGCAUAAAUCAGAUUCAGAUUCAUCUGAUUCUGAUUGAGCUGUUUUGUUUAGUGUGUAAGUUUAUUAUGGUAAUAUGGAAAUGGUUUCUCUUUCGACUUUGUAAAUGAUUUCUAAGUGAACUUAUGAACUCUUUGGUUUCUGAAUGAAUGAAUGUGUGUAGGAUAUACAAUUUUCUAUGUAA